Messenger RNA from Manihot esculenta (cassava), 2693 nucleotides. RefSeq lists its product as uncharacterized. Lineage: Eukaryota; Viridiplantae; Streptophyta; Magnoliopsida; Malpighiales; Euphorbiaceae. Bases 335 to 2467 code for a protein of 710 amino acids. The record is from RefSeq and is a predicted model, not a curated record. The transcript is spliced from 4 exons.
UCUUUUCAAAAAAGAAUAGUAGAUUUUUUGCAAUUAUGGUUUUGUUUUAGCUUUUGCCUCUUCUGGUUAGCUAAGUAAACACAAGCGUGUCGACUAGUUUAUCCUUCACUUCUCUACUUCUCUCUCUAAUUAUUCUCUCUCUCUCUCUCUCUCUCUCUCUCUAUACUUCUUGUUAUUGUUUCUGAUUUGUCAUUGAUCUCUCUCUCUCUCUCUCUCUCUCUCUCCCCCUCCCUCUCUGUCUCUGUUCAAGAAACAAGCAGACUUGGUUUCUGGAUCUGCUACAUCUUGCUGCAAUCUUUUGCAGAAACAUUAGUACACUUGAUUGAAGUGUCUGAUGGAAGAAAAGCAAUUGGAUUUUAAUCAGCCACUUCUAUCUGUGAGGAGGUUCUCAUCAACAGGAUCAACCACAGAAGCUGAUCACAAAAGGAAAACUGAUAAUACUCAUCCCAAAUUACCCCCGCUUCCUGUUUAUAAGUCAGAAUUGAAAUCCGGUCCAGUGAGGAACCCGGGAACUGUUCCUUUUUUAUGGGAGAAAACCCCAGGAAGGCCCAAGUAUGAAAGCAAACCACGAAAUGCAGUUCUUGCACAACCUCCUGUUGUCCCAAAGCUUCCACCGGGGCGGAUUUUGAAUGUUGAAAGACAAGCGUUAGAUAUAGAUUCUGAAGGCAUGGCUGGUGGUCAGUCUGAAGCAAAAAGUGGUGUUUCAGGCUCUUACAGUGUUCCUUCUUUGGAAAAAAUUGUAACUGAAGAAGAGAGCUCCAGAGAGGUAAAAGAGGAGACAGACAUCUCUGGUUCAGAGGAUGAUGAUGAGGCCUAUGUAGAUGCACUUGAUACACUUUCUCGGUGUGAAUCAUUCUUCUUGAACUGUAGUAUAAGCGGAGUGAGUGGGUUGGAUGGUCCAGAUAUGAAACCAUCUGGCACUUUCUCUACAGAUCCACAAACUCGAGAUUUCAUGAUGGGUCGAUUCCUGCCUGCAGCAAAGGCAAUGGCUUCAGAAACUCCUCAACAUUCUACUAGGAAGCUACCUGUUGUACAAGAACAGCCAAACAAGUUAAAGAAGAUGGUAUCUGUGGAUGAAAAUUAUACAGUCAAUCAAUGUAGAAGACUGAACAAUAUACUACAUUAUAACCAAGCUGAUGCAGUGGAAGAAAAUGAACAGGAGGAUGAUUAUUUUGAUGGAUCAGACAAUACAUCUCUUAAAGUUUGUGGGCUGUUCCCUCGGUUAUGCUUACAAAAUUCCUUUUGUCUUCUGAAUCCUGUACCAGGGAUGAGAAAACAAGCCCACUUACACAUUUCUUCAUCUAAUCUGAAGAAAGUUAACUCUUCAUUUGCUGCUCGUUGCAGUGAAACCGUCAGUGAGCAUGAUAAGGAUGCUGCACGCAAGCAAAGAUCAGCGGGUGCACUCCGAACGACAGGGUUGCAUGAAGAUAAGAAUGAGCUGAAAAAUGAAUCAAAUAAGAUUGCUAGAAGAAAUGAUCAUCAGAAAUUGGACGGAUCGUCUCUAUACAAGCGUUUGCAGGGUAAUGAUGCAUCACCAUACCAAGGCAAAAUUUCUCAAUCUGCUGUUGAUGGAGAAAAAGGGGAUAUAGCGAUUACUGAUAAAUCUAAAAAUUCUGGGAUGAGCGGCUUUAAAGCAGAUACAAAAGGUGGCAAAAAUUUUCGAGAAUUAUUGGCCAUAGAGAGUGAAGAGUGGGAAUCAACUUCUGCUAGUCCUACGGUUGAGAAAACUCUGUACAUAGAUUGUGUACAUAUGCUAAAACCUCAAAUUUCAAAUUCAAGUUCUACAGAUAUGAAAGGCAUAUUUCAUGAUGGAAAAGAUUCUGUCAAUGAUUCUUCACUUCAAGCUAUGAAGCAUGUUGAUGCUGUGGGCGAAAAGGGAAAUGUGAUGGCUGAAAGUCUGGAGUCUGCUGAUUCUUGUCUAUCAUCUGGCAGAUCAAUGCAUGAUGUGCAAACAGUUUUGGUGGAUAAUUCCAGGCAAGAUCAAGAACUUAUAGGAACCUCUGUUACACCAGCAAGCCCAAAAGUGGAUGAGGAUAGGAAGAUCAUUUCAGAAAGACAAAUGGGUCAGAUAUCAGGCAAAGUGGAAAGUUGUCAUGGCCUUGUCCAGGAUCCUAUCAAGAUGAGAAGCACAAAAGUGGCUGAUGAUAGAAAGGUUGAUCUAGAAAGCAAACAUCCGGAAAAAUUAAGUGAUCAAGAGACUUCUACUGGCUACUACUCUCUACUACCUCUUCCCCCACCAUUACCAAAUUCUCCAUCGGAGUCUUGGCUAAAGCGAACUUUACCUGCUGUUUCCUCAAAGCACAUGUCUUUAAGGUCUACUCUAGGUAUGCAUGCUUAUCCUAGAGUUCAGGCUUCCAAAUUGGAUUCCCCUGAUCUUACAUGGGAAACCAUUGUCAAAACUUCAAAUGUACAACAUGGAAAUUUGCGAUUUUCGGAGGAAUUGCUUACACCAAUACCUGAAGUUUAAACUGCAAGGCUCAUUUUAGUACAAUGGCUGAAGGAUAUGCUCUGCAGGAAUGCACAUUGUUUUGUGGUUUGCAUAGUUGUGAAGAACAUAAUCCAUCUUCCUGAUAUUUUCAGUCUCCAAAGUGCUUCAGUUUUUUAGAAUUGGUAUAUAUUGUAAUUGUAAAUCAAGAAAACCAGCCAAUUCUCUUCCACUAAUAAGAAUUUAUGAUUAGCUAUUUUCUUGUAAA